AUGCCUCAUCGCAAAGUCAAACACCUCGUUCGAGUAUGCCGCCGAUUCUACCGUCGUAUUCGUCGUCCUGUCACCAAAUUGUACAAGAAACUACCGUGGACUACUCGCGAGACUCUACACGUGCUUGUCAGUCUCUACGUCGUGCUCUACCUUUUCCUGACAAUUCCAUUCCGCAUCGCGUUCUACUACGAACCGUUAGAAACACAUUCAAGGAAUCAAUGGACCAAGGAGCUGAGCAUCUUCACGACGCUCGACAUCGUCGCAGACGUCGUCGGGUUGAUGGAAUUCGUGAGCUUUUAUCAGAUCUGGAAGGACGCGUUCUCGCAGCUCUCGGCGUCUGUGAGUUUCGAAUUAAACAAGAAAUUGACACGAGAUGCGAAUCGAUUGAAGACGCCAACGAUUUUGCGCCGCACGCCUUCUAGCGGACUGCGGCGACGGAAAGCCAAGUGGACGAUCGCGUCGAUUGGACCGUUAUCGUCGAUUCCUGGAGCUGGAACGGAGGACGCGAGCGCUGAACGUCGAUUUGUGUUGAUGCGGAAUAUCGAGCUGGCGAUGGAGAUGAUCGGAUUGCUACCCACAGAGGUAAUACCGAUGUCGAUGGGAGCUUAUAACACCUUGCAUUUGGCUCGGAUUACGAAGCUCGGGAGGAUAUACCGACUACCACAGUGUUUCGGGCGGAUCGCAAACAUUUACUCCGAUCGAUCCUGGGUUCAGCACCUCUCGUCGACAGGUAUUGACAGUCUGGUACGGAAUAUUGGACUGUGUGCAGGUCUGUGUCAUUACACGGCGUGUGGGUACAUGCUGAUUGCACACGCACAGUGCGGCGUCUCCUUUGAGGCUUGCGACGAGAAUGUCGAGACGAGUUGGGCCAUCCGAGAUCGUCUUUCCGGGGCGACGGUGGCUCGCAAGUACGCUCGAACGCUGUACUGGGCAUCACGGACGAUGGUUUUACUUGGAUAUGACGAUGGGACUCCAGUGUCGGAUGGAGAGACCGUCUAUGCGCUGGUUGUGACGCUUCUUGGAGCGCUUUUCGGGCCUUCACUUCUGGCAACUUUCUUUUUUAUCUUUCGCUUUCGGAAUAAACGAUACGCUGCCUUUGCGACCCACGUGGACAACGCUCGCGAGUAUUUGCGCUCUCAGAACAUUUCACGAGCUGUGCGACGUCAGGUGAUCGCGUACUUCAGCUACUGUUGGAGUACCCAUCACAGUCUUGACAGCGAAGAGGCACUUCAUUUGAUGCCCAAGCACCUCCAAACGAAGGUGAUUUCUACUCUCAAGGCGAGUCGUGUCAAGCAAGUGUGCUUCCUUAUGAAAGAAAGCGUCGAGUUCAUCAACUUACUCGCUCUCGCUCUUAUGCGCCGGGUGUACUCGCCAGGUGAUCAGAUCACGGAGCCCAAGUUCAAUGCUCAGAUGUUUUUUGUUAUUCGCGGUACAGUGGUGCUCUCGGCGUUCAACGGCUCCAACGCAAAGGAGUGUCAGACGGGAGACUUUUUUGCUGAUAGCUGUCUCCUGUUCCCAGAGAAGUAUGAGGAAAAGGCUGUAGCCAAGACUUUCUGUGAGCUUUACGUGCUCGCCAAGACGGAAUUUGAUGAAGCGGUGACGCAUUUCCAUCGAGGCCGUGAGCCAGAAGUGCGGGAUCGAAUGGCUGAGACAUGGAUCAAGUACUCGACACAGCUGCAGAAAACCAAAAAGCUGUUGGGUCUACGUGGCGGCCACGAGAACCGACGAAGGAACUCGCACAGUGGGAGUUCACACAGCGUUGCUAGCGAUGUUUUCUCCGGUGAUAGAAAGCGUGGCGUAAGCUGGCAGCUACCAGGCUCGGUUUUUCGUAUUUAUUGGGACACUGCUCGCUUGAUCGCGAUCGUGUACGCUGCGUUCGAAGUCCCUUUCUUCUCAGUGUUUAUCGCCAUGACUGAUGACCAAGGCGUGUUCGUCGAGGAGCCAGGGUUUGGCUUGCGUUAUGUAGUUACGCUGAUGGCUGAGGUGUUUUUCGCGACUGACCUGGUGCUUCGGUCUCGAUACUUUGCGUAUAUGGAUCAAAGCGUCAUGCUGGAGGUGGUACAGCCAGAUUUGAUCUUUGCCACCUAUCGCGCCAGUGGGUUUUAUCUUGAUCUCUUGGUGUGGCUACCUGUUGGAAUUGCUCUUGAUUCACUACCGAUCGAUACAAUUCGAGGACGUUUGUCUCUACUUCGCUUACUUCGACUGCUACGGGUGCGAGAAUUGCCCAACUUGCUGCAGAGUAUUAGCGAUUAUCACAGUAUCAGCUCCAAGACCCAUCUCGUUCUUUCCCUGCUACUGGGUGUGACUCUGAUGCUUCAUAUCGUGGGAUGCAUUUGGUUCGAAAUGGCUUGGACUGUACAAACAACAGCGUUGGAGCAUUUUAUUGAAGAAGAGAUGGCAGAUCUAUCACGGGCGGACUGUCUUCAAUAUGCGACGCGAUUUCAGAAUUGUUCGUGGGUAAAAUACGACUGCUACGCCCACAUCGGGGCAGUGUUCCCUCUCCAAGACCCGUCUACUAUGUACAAGCUCUCGUUUGCUUACCUACGUUCUGUUUACUGGGCUAUCGUGACUCUCACGGCUGUAGGUUAUGGAGAUAUCGUCGCGUUCUCAACUGCUGAGAGCUACUUUGCGGCGCUGUGGAUCUUUGUGGGCGGUAUCAUCAAUUUUGGCGUCGUGGGAGCCAUGUCAAGCACCAUUUCGAACGUGAUGGCGACGCGACAUCACCACGUGGAGAAGCUGAAUACACUCAACAGUCUAUUGGAGCGUAUGAAUAUCUCGGAGAAGCUAAGUGCAGAGAUCCGACGCUUCUAUCACCACCAGUUCGUGGAACACAAGCGUGCGUAUGAGUCCCAGUUGUUAUCGCACUUACCCGACCAGCUCUGCUAUCGGAUCUCCUCUCUGUUGCAUUCUGACGCUGUAAAAAGUGUCUCGCUCUUCGACUCGGCUAGUGGGGAGUUUCUUCACGAGAUUACGGGCAAGUUCCGACAUCGCAGCUUCCAGCACGGCGAGACUAUCUGCCUUGAAGGUGACAUCUGUCGGGAGUUUUUUGUAUUUCUCCACGGAAGUAAAGUCAACGUCUUUUACCACAUACGGAAGGUGCCGAUACGCGCGCUGCAUCCAGGUGAUAGCUACGGUGUCAGCGAGUUUCUAUUGAGAAGGACGUACACAGCCACGCUCACGGCUGCCUCACUCGUACACGCAUCUGUCAUGAGUCGCGAGCAGUUCGACGUUAUUCAGCGCAAGUUCGCCAGUGAUUUGAGUGAUGUUAAAGAGGAGGCUCAGGUAUUGUGGCUUGACCAGCAGAAGAGGAUGCGGCGGGUUGUGAAUAAUCUCGAGAGACUCAAGCUGCAGCCGCACAUGAUGCAGACGACGACGCUCUUCUUCCAACACGAUACGACCGUAACAUUAAACGGGAAAAGCGGGAAAGCUGCGGUACGCGAUGCUGAGGCGACGCGCACCACGUUUACGAGCACCUGGAACGCAAUUGUCACGUGCUGGAACAUCUACAACGCCUUCUUCGUCAUAUUCCGGAUCUGUUUCCACUCGCAUCUACAUUUUUCCAGCGGCAUCAGUACUGUCGUGUGGGUCGCAGAUCUCGCAUGUGACUUGUGUUUUGCUCUGGAUAUUUACUUACGACUUUACUACUUUGGAUGCCCUGAAGUGGGCUUUGAGAAUCUUCUUGACAGACAAGAGAAAGAUGCUCAUUACCUUCACAGCUCGACGUUUAGAUGGGAUUUGUUAGCGUCCUUGCCGCUCUAUGCCCCACUCGCUAGUGGAUCCAUGACUGCCAGUCUGUGUCGAUUGCCUCGACUAGUCCGAUGUGUGGAUCUCUUUGUCUAUAUGGACGACGUUAUCGUGCAGAUCCAGCAGCAUUUCGCGUCUCAGAAUGUGUCCGCGUACUUAAGUCCUGCAAAGCUGAUGAUCAUUCUGGUGCUGGGCGCUCACUUUGUCGGGUGUGUCUUCCUGUUGAUAUCUGAGCACGAAUGUGAGCAUGUGGAGCACUGCUGGAUGGCUCACGACCAUCUCCUACACGAGUACCAUCAUUCAGUCCCAAUACUCUACGCGAAAUCAUUUUAUUGGGCGAUAACGACGCUGCUGCUCGUGGGGUCAAGAGAAAGCGUUCCUCGUGAUACGGCAGGCACGCUUUGGACAGGUAUCACGUGCUUGGGUUGCACCUUCAUCAUUGGCCACAUCGUAGGAGAAAUUUCAGAGCUCAUCUUGGAACUGGGCAAGGAAACGAAGCACUACAAGAACCGGAUUGCAAGUUUUGAGAGUUUUGCCACGGAACACGAUCUUCCUGCUACGCUACAAGAGCGCGUCGGGUUUUUCUUUCGUCUGCAAUUUGAGCACACGGAGGGGCUUGAUUUGCAAAGUACAGUUCAUGAUCUAUCCGCAAACCUUCGACUGAAACUUAUGCUGGAGAUUUAUGGACGCGCCAUCUCGUUGCUACCCAUUAGCCGCUUCCUGACGCCCUCACAAAUCAAUAAUCUGGCGUUGCGUCUGCAGUCAGAGCUCUUCAUUCCAGGGGAUAAUAUCCUAGUGGAAGGAACUUACGGAAGUCGACUGUGUACACUGCGGAACGGAGUGGCGGCUGUCUUCUGGGCCACCUCAGUGACUAGUGUAGCCAUCCUUAUGGAGGGAGCUUUGUUCGGUGAGAUCGCCUUUUUUCUCUCUGGCCAACAACGACUGGCGACUGUGAAGGCGACGACGUCGUGUGAAGUGCUUUAUGUUACUAAACACGAUUGGAGAGAACUAUGGACGACCGACGGCGAUCUAUCGGAUACGCUAGUGCAGAAGCAUGCGUUGUACUCCAUUCUCAAUUGGGUUCACGGUCGACUCCUUCGCUACCAAAGGGCUAGCUUACGCUUCGCCAAGAAGGCCAAACCUCCUACGGCGACCGCAAGAGUCAGAAUGGUUCGUAGUAGGUCGUUGCCAUUGUUCGAAAGCAAAUAUUUCGUAGAAUUACACAGGGAGGGCGACAGAAGCUUGAAAGCACAUGAGGAAUACGCCAGCCGCGCAAGUAUCGACUUUGAGAUAAUCCAGCGAUGCCAGCGUCCGCAGUACACGACUCAGCUCCAGUGGUAUCAGCGAUACAGACGCUGGAGGAAUCGUCGUCGGACUAGCACUGGCCAGCGUGCUUCAUUAAGUGGGGGAUUGCAGCUGCCCAGCGACCAGGAUGACACCACUGACCCUCGAUCGCGAGAGUUCAUCAAACAAAUCAAGGAACUGGGCAGACUCUGGGACCUCGGCAUGCUUGGAAUAGCGACUUACAACCUGAUCGUCACCCCUUUCAAGCUAUGUUUCGCGACAGAUCUGACCGAGCUUUCUGGGUCUGUCCUUCGCUCUUGGUCAGGCUUUGAAGUUUUCUUGGACAUCCUCUGCGUCAUCGAUGUUGGAUACAAAAUUCGUUAUGCUUCUCUGACAAUCCACAGUGUCGGCGCCAGUUUGACAAAUUCACACCAAGGUAGUUGGAGACGAAUCUUCACGUCUAACCCAGCUCUUCACUAUGACAUUUUCGCCAUGCUACCCCUUGAAUUGUUACUAUUCGCAGCUGAUUUAAGGGUGCCUGGAAAGAAUUCGCUAUCCGGUGAACAUGCAGCUAAUGCCUGUUGGUGGACGACCCGCUGGCUGCUACGGAUGAAUCGCAUGCUCCUCGCACACAGGAUCGAGUCGUUGACAGAGAAACUUUUCCAGUACCUGAUCUACGACCGCAAGAUUUCAGCGAGUGAGGCUUUCUUGUAUUACCUCAGAGGCUUGGCGUCGUACGUCACAAUGGGUCAUCUCUUAGCGUGCAUUUGGUUUAUCACUAGUGAACUUGGCUUUCAGCACUACGGAACGUCGUGGUUAUCCACUUCUGCGACUUUUUACUUGGAGAGCGUAUCGCUGAGUCGCAAAUAUCUACGCUCGCUUUUGUUCUCGAUGGAGUGCAUCUCUACGCUCUUUUACGGUGACAUCUUGUCCAUGAACCCACUGGAGUUGGUAGCGGAGAUCGCAAUUACGCUGUGGAGUAUUUACAUUUACGGCGCGUUAGUUGGAGCCCAGGGCGAAUUACUAGAUGCACAGGCACGUCGUGAAGCUGCAUUUGAGCAGGGAUUGGGUGAAUUGCAGCACUAUUUGGUGGAGAACGAAGUGCCUAAGAAGCUCAAACGACAGAUCAAGUCAUACUACGCACGAGUGUGGCGUCGUCGUAGAGGCGAAAAGGAGUUUGCAGCCGUGGCUCACGUUUCCCACACUUUGCACGAAGACGUCGUGCUAGCCACUCUUCGUGGGUUUGCUGCCCGAGGCACCGCGUUUCGGUCGUUAGAUGAGCAUUUCCUUCGUGGCUUACUAGUGUGUUUAGAGUACGUGGUUUGCUCCGAAGGCGAAGAAGUAGCCAUGAAAGGUGACGUUGAUCGCAGCAUGUACUUCAUCGCCCAGGGUCGAAUCCUAGUAAAACUGGAGUGCGGUGAGUCGAUUCGUGAGCGUGGUGCGUUUUUCGGCGAGCUGGCGCUGCUUUACGGUGUUUCUCGCCUAGAAACGUGUGUGGCACUUGCUCUAACCGAACUCUACCGACUGGACCACCAGCCAUAUGAACAUUUACUACAAGACUUCCCGCAGUACCGCGAACGAAACAAACUCGCGUGGACGAGCCCAGACACUGCGGCUCCUGACCGCGCCAUGCUCGAGGCACUGGUGAUUAAUUUCCAGAGAGGAGGUGGAGAUUCAAUCGAGAGACCUACAACUGCAUCGGCUGCGAAUUCGGACGACGUAGUGGCCAACGCAGAGCGGAUUAACGCGGAUUUACCCUAUUCUCACAUCUCCAAGUUCAUCAUGGGAUUGCUGGCUCAGCUACAAAGAGUUGAUCCCUCUACUGGGGUUAGCCACCUCUCGCGAAGAGAUUGCGCGAAAUGA
Phytophthora infestans T30-4 is the source of this 6891-nucleotide messenger RNA. Its product is annotated as Voltage-gated Ion Channel (VIC) Superfamily. Gene Ontology annotation, biological process: monoatomic ion transport; transmembrane transport. Bases 1 to 6891 code for a protein of 2296 amino acids. Lineage: Eukaryota; Oomycota; Peronosporomycetes; Peronosporales; Peronosporaceae. The record is from RefSeq and is a predicted model, not a curated record. The transcript is spliced from 6 exons. Gene Ontology annotation, cellular component: membrane. Gene Ontology annotation, molecular function: monoatomic ion channel activity; protein-containing complex binding.